CGCAACCAUCAUUCCAGUCCCCUUAGCCAUAUCCAUUUGAUCCUGCUGUUUCGGUUGAUUUCGGGGUAUCUCACUCAUAUUUAUCUCUUCUACUUCUUAUCUACCUUUCGCGUCUGAACUGUUUGGUUAUUCCCCGCCAUCAUGUCGACGUGGGGUGAACAUUUCCGAGUCACCACCUAUGGCGAGUCUCACUGCCGCUCGGUCGGCUGUAUCGUCGACGGCGUGCCUCCCGGUAUGCAGCUCACCGAGGAAGAUAUCCAGCCCCAAAUGACUCGCCGCCGCCCCGGCCAGAGUGCUCUCACAACCCCGCGCAAUGAGAAGGACCGAGUCGAGAUCCAGUCAGGUACAGAGUUCGGAGUCACUCUGGGUACACCAAUUGGCAUGAUUGUCCGCAAUGAGGACCAGCGCCCAAAGGACUACGGUGGCAGCACGAUGGACCUGUACCCCCGCCCCAGCCAUGCCGAUUUCACCUACCUCGAGAAGUAUGGCGUCAAGGCCAGCAGUGGCGGUGGCCGUAGUAGCGCCCGUGAAACCAUUGGUCGUGUCGCCGCCGGCGCUAUCGCCGAGAAGUACCUCAAGCUUUCGCACAAUGUCGAGAUCGUCGCCUUCGUUUCCUCCGUUGGCAACGAGCACCUCUUCCCCCCAACCCCCGAACACCCUACCGCCUCUACCAACCCUAAGUACCUGAAGCUCCUCGAGACUAUCGACCGCACAACGGUAGACAGCUUCGCCCCUGUCCGCUGCCCAGAGACCGAGGCCUCCGCACGCAUGACCAAGGUCAUCGAGCAGUUCCGCGAUGCGCAGGAUAGCAUCGGUGGUACUGUCACCUGCGUGAUCCGUAACGUGCCCGUCGGCCUGGGUGAGCCGUGCUUUGACAAGCUUGAGGCGAAGCUGGCCCACGCGAUGCUGAGCAUCCCCGCCACCAAGGGCUUCGAGAUUGGCUCUGGCUUCGGCGGCUGCGAGGUGCCCGGUUCCAUCCACAACGACCCCUUCGUUGUCUCCGAUAAUCAGCGUCUCACCACGAAGACCAACAACUCCGGUGGUGUGCAAGGCGGUAUCUCCAACGGUGCCUCGAUCUACUUCCGCAUCGCCUUCAAGCCCCCGGCGACUAUCGGCCAGGCCCAGAACACCGCCACCUACGGUCUGGAGGAGGGUAUCCUCGAGGCCAAGGGCCGCCACGACCCCUGUGUCGUGCCUCGUGCCGUGCCAAUCGUUGAGGCCAUGUCCGCACUGGUUAUCAUGGAUGCUCUGAUGGCUCAGUAUGCUCGCGAGAGUGCCAAGAACCUCCUUCCCCCUCUGUCCACCACGUUGCCCACGAAGCCUGCUACCGCUCCUAGCGGUGCGUAGGGGUUUUACAGUGUGUUGAGUCAUCGAUGUGGAGAUCAGGCGGGAAAGCCAAUAAUGUUUCAUUGAUGUAACCAUGAAACAUCUUGAUAGAUAGUAUAUUCUAGUUGUGUGUUGUGCUGCCUGCUGGCUCCUUCACUGUUCCUGUGUGUUAGAGAGCUCUGGGCUCGGCGUUGAUAUAUUCAAAGUCCGUGUGGACUAGAGACAAAUUGUUGAAUGAAAUGCAUGAGCAAUGAUUAUGAA
Messenger RNA from Penicillium brasilianum, 1587 nucleotides. Lineage: Eukaryota; Fungi; Ascomycota; Eurotiomycetes; Eurotiales; Aspergillaceae. The record is from the annotation of a GenBank genome assembly.